GGGGCUGUAACCCCUGAAAGAGCACAACAGCCCAGGAAUUGCAUCAAUAGAGAAAGAAAGGCUGAACCUGGAACAGAGUUUGUUUAUUUCACUUUAUUGGAGGUGGACAGAUUUAAUUGGCUUGAGGAAUGAGGAAUAUGAGCAAAGAGCCCUCUGGACCCUCCAGCCGAUACGCAUCUUGUGAAUGGUACUACCAUGUUCCACUAAAACGACCAGAGAAGUCAGUGAAAUCGGAAAUCCCAAUCCCUCCACCAUCCCAGAUCCCAGGCCUAAGCAACGUUGGAGAACAUUACAAUGAAAUUACAUUUGGGGGCCGCAGGAAAUGGAUUAGGGACACUGAUUCAGAAUAUGUAAAGCUGGCAAAGCAAGGAGGCCAACCUGAUUUGUUGAAACAUUUUGCAUCUAGUUCAAGAAAAACAUCCCCAGUAGCAUAUGCUGCACCUGACUGGUAUAUGCACCACAGUCAACCUCUAACAGCUGAUGAAUCUAAAGCACAUGUUUCCUCAGUGCCGGACUACAUGGUUCAUGAAGAAUUUAAGCCUGACCACCUCAAUGGUAACUAUGAAACAAAAAGAGGGCCUUUUGAUUUUGAUAUGAAAAGUAUCUGGCAGAGGGAUGCCGAAGACAAAGAGAACAAAGAGAAAAGAAAGGAAAACGCUGCACAAGUUGAGGUCCGUGUGGGCAACACAAAAGAGGUAAAGCUUCCUGCUAUAAACCCCAAAUAUCCAAACAGAAUACCACCCUCUAUUGCUAAUAAGGAAUUCCACCGGAGAAAUAGGCUUUACUUUCCACCUAUGCCUGGUCAGAAAAACAACGAACCUGUAAAUUUCAGCAAACUGAUGAGUAAUGGUUACAGGGAUGAUUGGAUUCAGCAGCGUAAUGACUUGGAGAAAAAGAUUCAGCAACCCCCCCAAAAUAGCAAGCAGCCUAAAGAAUCUCUUUCUUCAAGUGAGUACCAGAAAAAAAUAGGGAAGAAGCAGAAAGCUAAAAAGCAUACCUUGUCAUUCAAAAGAAAAACUGUUGCAAAAAUAAAGGAUGAACCCAGAUCUCAAUCUGGACCUGAAAUAGGUGCCCUGCCAAAGCCACUCUUCAAACUCAACAUGUUCAGAGACAUCCCAGCCCGAAUUGACUCCAACAGACAACAAGUAAAAACUGCAGCUGUAGAGGUGCAAUAAAGAUAUUACUGUACCAAUAUUUUUAAAACAGCAUCAAGAACAGGAAAGCAUGAUAUGGCUUAUGAAAUAGGCUUCUAAGUGUAUAGGUUGAUAUUUGUUAGAUUACAUCUAUCUAACAAUUGUAGUUAAAUUCGUCCCUGGUGUAACUUCAUUUACAUCUGUAGCUUUACAUCAGAGAUGAAAGUUCAGCCUUUCACAUCAGUACGUUUAUAGUGUAGACAAUAACUAUUGCAGAAUACAUCAGUUUGCCUUUCACUAAGGGCUCAUCUACACAUAAAUACUGUACCAGUAUACUUAAAGUAGUACAAUCUCCUCAACUGUGGACACAGUUAUGCAGUUAAAACAUGUCUAUGCUAAGAAUUGUAUUGGUAUAACUACUUAGAUAAAAUCACACAGCCUCAACUGAAAAGUUAUAUUGGUACAAAAUCUCUUAGAUUUACGGUUUUCUUAGAGUACCACAGCACUGCACCUGCUACAUAAGAAUUAGUUGAUCAGUGGCAUUGCUGCAAUGACAGGGCCAACUCAGCUCAUUCUAUAGCAUCAUGUUUUGUAGUUUUGCAUGUUUUGCAUCACUGGAAGUGGUUCAAUAGAGCAAACAAUGAAACUGAUAUGAACAAUACAUGUUUUCUGCACUUUAAGCCUGAAAGUCUUAAUUUUGUAAAUCUCAACAUUUUGACUGGGUCAAAAAAAUUCCAUUUAAUGCUAAACUUCUGUGUUGUUGGUUCAUGUUAAGCAAAAAACAGUUUUUUUAAAAAACAACAAUGCAUAUUAAUGGUAAAGAUGUUACUCUGGAAGCUAGUAUGUAUUUACAGUUUCCAGUACCUCAAUUUCACAUUUACUUUUGUCUGUUUGAAUUAGGGUUAUGCCUUGCAUCCCAUAAAUCACACAAAUACUGACUAUGUUUGAAUAGAUUCCACGAGAGAAUGGACAUAAUUUUGGAUUUGGUUCAUUAAGAAAUUUUCUGUUAUACUCUGAAAAAGCAAAAAUGUGUUGUUACAAUUGAAAUGUUAAUAUGGUUAUUUCCUUUUCAGAAUAUACUUACUAUUCAUUGUACAUCUGUUAAUCCAAAAUUAAAGCUUUUAAGUCAUGUUACCAAAAAA
Pelodiscus sinensis (Chinese soft-shelled turtle) is the source of this 2275-nucleotide messenger RNA. It is a transcript of the gene C2H7orf57, whose product is annotated as chromosome 2 C7orf57 homolog. The record is from RefSeq and is a predicted model, not a curated record. Lineage: Eukaryota; Metazoa; Chordata; Testudines; Trionychidae.